AUAAUAUUGCGAUAUAAAUAAUUGUUAAUAAAUGAAUUUAUUACAUUUAUCGUUGGUUAAAUGAACCAAUCAGUAAAAUCGAAGUAUACGCAUGCGCAUAAUAAUUUCACUCCGUUUGGCACAAGAGAGAACUAUAUAAGUAACUAAAUUUUCCACUAAACGUGAUCGUCUUUGUUUUUAUCAAUACUAUUGUUUAUUAUAUAUAAUAAAACAAAAAAGGAAAAAUAGGAAAUUGUAUUAAAUAUUUAAAAAAAACAUCGUUAUUUUGAUUAAGUGCAUAUUAUGAUAUCAAAAAUUAGUUAUAUUUCAACGAAAAAAGAAGAAAUAUUUGAAAUCUUACAUCACUCAAUCAGAUGCGCGAAUAUUUUGGUUAGAUAUAACAGCUGAUAAUUGUCUUACUUAAAUCAUUCUAAUCAAUUCAUGUGAAAUACAAGAUUGAACACAAUGAAUUUCAAUGAUCUCAUUCACUGGUAUCAAAAGAAAAUUGGUAUGUACGACAAGCAACAGUGGGAAAAAAUAGUGGAACAAAGGAUUCUUGGUGGAUUUAAUAAUAUUCCUAUGAAAACUGCUAAAUUGAAAACUGAAUUUAUCGAUGUUGACUUGGUACGAGGUUCAUCGUUUCCAAAAGCGAAGCCUAAACACGGUUUAUCUACUGUUGCGUGUUUAGCUUUACAACGUUUUUUAUUUCUACCUCUUUACAAAACGUGGUGGACCCAACAAACAAGUAUUAGAGUGUUUGUUUUAUUUUUGUUAUUGUAUAGCUUACAACUUAUCAACGUCUUAUUAUAUUUCUCUUAUGAAGACAGAGAAAAUGAGGCUGAUACAGUUUCAACAUCGGAAGUAUUUAUGCCAAGCGUUAUGAUGUUAAUAUUAUGCUUAGUUCAUUCUCACAUUGUAUCAACGAAUUCCGGGCCUAUGGAAAUCAAUGGUUAUAGCAGACAAAAAGUUCUUAGACGACCCAGACAUGGUAGAUGCAGAAUUAAUAAAUCUAGACAUAGAUCUAAUUUAAAAACCAUCGAUGAUUCUAAAUCAUCACAAGAUACUGCUUCGGAAAAAGCUAGCACCAUAAGCAGAGAGGCACUUAAUUCUGUACGAUUUGCAAAGAAAGUUAUGAUAGAAAAUUCUUUGACACUGAGUCAUUCACAGGAAUUCCUUCCUUCUCUUUCAUCUAGUAAUAAAGAAGCGUUGAAUAUAUCAAUUAAUAAUCCACCUAUUAAUGAAGAUUCUAUAAAUCACAAUCAACCAGAUAAUCAAGCAGAAGAAAAUAUUGAAGAUCCAGAUAUUGUGCAUCUAGACGAUGAUGGUUUUGAAAGUUUAAAUGGGAAUGUAUCGAGUGAUAACGAUAGGACGGUUAAUGUUGAAGAAAGAGAGAGAGAACAAAUGAAAGUAUGUGAUAAUAAAGAAGAAAAUACUUUUCAAUUGGAAGCAUCUAGUAGUCCCAAAGUUUUACUUCAAUCCAAAUUCUCAGCACCUGACCCAUUGAACAAAGGAGGAAACUUUUCCGACAGUGAAGGAGAUGGAUGCAUUCACAUGGAAAGAGAUGAAUCACCGACUGUAUCAGAAAUAAGAGAAGGAAGACGACAAUGUGAAAGUGAGGAGGAAGGUGAAUGCGAGGAUGCUGCAACGAAUCAUUUAACUGAAGCAACAACAUCUGCAACAGAAUGGAUGGGUGUGACGACGAACAGCGAUGAAUGCAGUUAUAGUUCAGAACUGGAAGAAAUAGAUUUGCAUGGUGAAAUCAAUUCGAAUCAUAACGAAUUUAUAGAACAUCCUUUCUCUUGGGAAUUUGGAAUACCUCCUUCCAUUUUAUUAAGUUCCAGUUGUGCUUCAUCCGAUCGUAUUUCCUGUACUAUUUGGACAAGGCGUGAUGUGAAGAAAGCAGAAUUGUCAGUACUUGAUAUUAGUUCUGCUAUUAUAGAAAGAGUAGAAUCAAUGCCGGAAAGUAUGAGUUAUUUUUACGGUGGAUUGAUAUUAAGUAUUGUAUUAUCUUUAGUACCAUCGUUUAGACGAGUAACCGACACUCUUGGAACAGAUACCAAUUGUAAUGUUACCAUUCCUAUUAUACCAGACGAUCUCAGACAAGCUAAUUUAGAAACUUACACUGAUAUUCUAUGUAGAAUAAUUGACAUUGCUUUUGGAGAUACCAUAUUGAAACGUACCAUUAUUCUAAUAUCAGCCUUUGAAAGACUUGCAUUAUCUUGUUUUCUGUUCUUUCUAUUGGCUGUCGCUGAACGGACCUAUAAACAAAGACUAUUGUAUGCUAAAUUGUUUUCACAUUUAACAUCAUCCAGACGUGCCAGGAAAUCUGAUUUACCGCAUUUUCGGUUAAACAAAGUGAGAAAUAUUAAAACAUGGUUAAGCAUCAGAUCUUAUUUGAAGAGAAGAGGACCACAACGUUCUGUCGAUGUUAUAGUAUCUUCAGCUUUUAUUGUAACAUUGUUAUUAUUAUCAUUUAUCAGUUUGGAAUUAAUUAAGGAUCUUGAAAGUUUACAUUCGCAGUACAACGUUGAAGCAUUGUUUUGGAGUUUUUCAUUAGGAAUAUUUAUUUUACGUUUUAUGACACUGGGAACUAAAAUAAAUAAAAAAUAUAGAAAUCUUUCGAUUCUGUUAACCGAACAGAAAAAAUCUAUCUUUCAGAUAAAUCUACAUCUUCAGAUAGAACAGAAACCCCAUAAAAAGGAGGAAUUAAUGGUAGCUAAUAGUGUAUUGAAAUUGGCAGCCGAUUUGAUUAAGGAAUUGGAAAGUCCCUUUAAAAUAUCUGGCCUAUCCGCUAAUCCAUACGUUUAUACCAUUACAAAAGUGGUAUUGUUAUCUGCCCUUUCCGGAGUCCUAUCUGAGUUACUUGGUUUUAAAUUGAAAUUACAUAAAAUUAAAAUAAAGUGAGAUGUGUUAAGUAUUAUCUCACUUAUCUACCUCGAUGUUACAGACUGACUGGUGAAAAUAAUUGCAUGAUGUUUCGGUAUAUCUGUAAAUUUGGAUUUGGAUUUUGAUUUUGUUUUUUAAUUUAUUAGAUGUUU
Messenger RNA from Polistes dominula (European paper wasp), 3017 nucleotides. RefSeq names its product putative homeodomain transcription factor (gene phtf). The record is from RefSeq and is a predicted model, not a curated record. Gene Ontology annotation, cellular component: endoplasmic reticulum. NCBI's taxonomy places the organism in Eukaryota, Metazoa, Arthropoda, Insecta, Hymenoptera, Vespidae.